Molecule: messenger RNA, 186 nt
Organism: Aspergillus melleus
Lineage: Eukaryota; Fungi; Ascomycota; Eurotiomycetes; Eurotiales; Aspergillaceae
Exons: 1
Coding region: 1-186 (61 amino acids)
Source: RefSeq, a predicted model, not a curated record
AUGAGGCGAUUGAAGGACACCGGACUCUCGGGACUGCUGAUCGGCUCGAGGUCUAGAUCUGACCCGGUCACCGGCGGCGCCGCUCCGUUCUUCAACCGAUUCGGCGGGACGCUGAAAGUAGGCGUGGAUGGCCGUGAAAGACGACUGCCCGAAUUCGGAUCCUCGUCACCAGCGCCGCCUUCAUGA